AUGUUCUGUUGUUCUAAAAACAUAUUAGACACGGUGGAUAAGAGGAGGAAAGGUCAUGGAAUGUACACAGAAAAAAAGACAAACGAUGAGAAAAAUGAAGUAGUAUCAAUAUGUGACAAUAAAGUGUCCGUCGUUAAUAUUUUAAGAAGAGGAAAUGAGCCCAUGUCGUCCAAGGCAAAGGAAGCAAAGAGUGAGACCAUUAAGAAGACACCGUCGGUGUGUAAAUCCAGUGUACUCAAAUAUUAUGAAGCGAACAUUUUGAAGGGGGAAUGUUCCAAGGGGGCAUCCCUUACAGAUGUAAAAAAAAAAGAAGAAGAUACACACAAGUCAGUCCAUGAUAAACAUAAGAAAGAUGUUAUUAAGGACAAGAAUGAAGUGGCUGAGUUUACUCAUUUGACCACGAAGCACAAAUUUAAAGCUUUGAAGGAAAUACAGAGGCAGCUGAAUAAUUGCGUGAAGGAGCAGGAGUUUAGCGCCCACGAUGAUAUUUUGUUCUUGAACAUUUACAGACUAACCCACAAGAAAAUGUACUCCCUCAUGGACGGGAAAAAGAAGAAUGUGGGCUACUAUAACUGCAACGAAGUCCUGGACAUGAUACUGAACGGGAAGCUGCACAAAAACAGCCUAAUUAAACGAAAGUCGGAGGUGCAGUAUGUGUACCUAAAAGAAAAAAUUAACGAAAUUCAUUUUUUAAAAAAUAUGGAGCUACAGUAUUAUCUCAAAAUUAAAAAAAACAUACCCUCCAUAAAAUCUAAAUGUGAAGAAAAUUACACAAAGGAAAACUCCCUCUAUCUGGAAUUCAGCGAAGCAUUAUUAGCAGAAAAGGUAAAGUCAUUAAAACAGUUCUUUAUUUCUCCCUACUGCAAAAAUGUUGUAGAAAUAAUUUUAAUACCUAAGCAAAAGAACUGGAACACAUUUGAUGGGCAUCAUAAGAUUUUCGUGGAUCUAUUUGUGACAAAACAUAUUUCUGUAUACUUUUAUCACAUAAUUGAGAAAAAAAUGGAAAAGCAUAAUUUGGCACAAAAAACAGGGCCUGUACAGUUAAGAAUAAAAUUGAAGACAAAUUACCCCCAAGCAAUAAAAACCAUUUUCAGGUACAUAUACGACAAAAAUUUAAACCUUUAUGAAUUAGAUUUUAAAUUAUUGGUAACUGUUUAUAUGGAGUGUGUUCAUUUGAAAAUUCCUAGCAUCAUGGAUGACGUGAUUGAGGUGAUUUCUCAGAAGGCUACCUUUGACAAUAUCAUUGGGGUCCUGGGCCUGGCGUCCACCUUUAAGCAGAUCGGGACUCCCCUCUUUAACGACUUCGCCAGAGUCAUUUCGGACUCGGGGGGCUACCUCUUGGCCAAAAAUUACCACUAUCUGCUGGACAGCGAAACGUACAGCCACGUCCUCGGAAGCGACAACCUCAUAUUGAACGAAAUGAGGCUCUUCAUCGAGUCCAUAAAGUUCAUAAUCAAGAAGAACUGCGACAUGAAAGAACAAAAUUUAAUUUUACAAAACAUCAGAUUCAAUCUUCUAUCCUUGGAGCAACUCCACGAAAUUCACCAGUACAUAAAAAAUUGCUUCGAAGACAUUUUACAUAGCAAGUACGACGAGACCAAUUUCAUUUGCAUGAGGUACCAACAUUCAAAGUUGAGGAUAAAGGAAGAGAGUCCACAUAAUGACCAUAGGGAAGCUUCUUCCAAUGAAGCAAAUGAUCAGACUAAACAAGGUGCUGACGGAGACAAAUCAGAUGAUGUAAAGGAAAAUGAAGAUGGAGAACAAGUAGCAGCACCUGUUGAAAGACCCCCCAAGUUUUCAUUCUCUGAAGAAAUAAAACACUUAAACGAAUUUUACAAAAUAAUAAAUAAAGAAGCAUUUGAACCCCCUUACAUUAGUAAGAACAAAAAAGAAUUAUUAUCCAUUAAGGGAAUAACAAUUUGUAUGAACAAUAUUUAUAACAUCCUUUUUGAUCAGAUUUUUAAAAAAAUGGGAAAUCAAAAAGAAAUAAAGCAGAGAUGCAGAAUAUGGAAGGAUAAUAAAAACUUCUUGUGUGUAAACGAUUUUACUAAUGAGAAAUACUCCUUUCAAUUAAUUAAAAAAAAAGAAAGUUCAGCUAAAUAUGCCUUCACACAUGGGGACGAAAGGUUGAUAAGCGAAUGUAAGUUAGUUUACCAAAUUGCACAAAGCAAAGAAAGUAAUAUUUCUAUCGGAGUUAUUUUAAAAACGAACGAAUUAAACAUUUUAUCCAAUCGGCAGAAUUGUAAAAUUCCAGUGACGUUACUCCAAUGCAGUGACCAACUGGUCAUAUACUUUGACUUUUUUGUAAAUGAUUUUUACGUGUGCAAUAUUGACAAUAAUAGCUGCACGUUAAUGAACAGGACCAAGUUGAACAUACAUGCACAUGAAAAUAAAUUACAAAAUGGGGACAUCAUUAUUUACAAUGUAGCCGUUAUAAAUGAAGCCCUCAAAAUUGACAUUACAAUAUUACCAAAGAACAUCAACUUUUCCUUUUCCUUUGCGUUGCUAAAACCGAUCAUUUGGGGGGGGCAGGUGAUGAAGAAGCCCUUCAUCCACGUGGCGCCCUUUUUCGCCCUUAAGGAUGCGUUAGACUCUAUUUCGGUGCCCAUCGUAAAGUUUUAA
Molecule: messenger RNA, 2622 nt
Organism: Plasmodium fragile
Lineage: Eukaryota; Apicomplexa; Aconoidasida; Haemosporida; Plasmodiidae
Exons: 3
Coding region: 1-2622 (873 amino acids)
Source: RefSeq, a predicted model, not a curated record